CCCAUAUGAAAAUAGUUAACUGAAUGCGAAUUCUUCUAUCACUGCAGGCUGCCAUUGGAUGGACCAAUCCCUCAACGGGUCAAGUUGCCUACGAAUGUGGUGGUUCUCUGAUCUCUUCUCGCUAUGUUGUCACCGCUGGUCACUGUGGGUUCAACGAUAAGGGCAUCCUCCCGGAUACGGUUCGACUGGGAGACACCGACCUUGGUUCGAAGGACGACGAUGGUUUUGCGCAGGAUGUGAAGAUUCGAAAAUUCAUCCCUCAUCCAAGCUAUAAACGUACGCAGAAGUACUACGACAUAGCUUUGAUUGAGCUGGAAUCGGAUGCUCGACUAGAUGCGGCAAUAUGUCCGAUUUGUUUGUGGGCGAAAGCAGGUCUUCAACAGUUUUCCGGGGGAUUGCAGGUUGCCGGGUUUGGCGUUACAGAUUACGCCGGUGAUCAUAGUACAACCCUACAGAAGGCAACGCUGGACUACUACGACUUCGACUCGUGCAACAAACAGUUGCCUCGACCGCGAUCACUCUUCAAGGGGCUUACGUCGGACCAGUUCUGCGCGAAAACACCCAUGAAGGACACCUGCCAAGGGGACUCCGGUGGACCUAUUCAGGUGGAACUAUCCGACAUCAAUAAGGCCAUUCCGUUUCUGGUGGGCGUAACGUCGUUUGGUACUGGGUGUUGGGACGGGUCAUUUGGGAUCUACACCAAAGUUUCGAGUUACGCCGAUUGGAUUCGAUCGAUUGCCAAUAUAAGCGUUGAUCCUAUGGAGUGCGCUCGUCAGUCGGAAUGCUUAUCUUCCAGAAAAUUUUCCGACAGCCGAAUUACUCCGCAAAACAAUUCGCCGUUCUUUAGGGUAGAACUAACUCGGGACGGCAAGACCUUCAACCAUUGCAGUGGAGCCCUGAUCGACUACCGACACGUGAUAACAUCCGCGUCCUGCACCAACUGGGACAAUGAACAGCCCACCCACAUCGUAGCCAACGAGCAACCUAUCGAAAUCACAGGAAUAACUCGCCAUCCACGGUUCGUCUCCGGAAAGCACUACAACGACAUUGCCGUACUGCGGCUGGACAAAUUCUACAAUCCUCACAAGAUCUACCAGAUUGUGGCCCCAUCCUGCAUUUGGAACAAAGACAAAAUUCCGGAACCGAUCGCGUUCUACUCCGGAUACGGACCGGAUUCAGCUGGGUCUUCGGCUUCUCACGUGACGUACGUCCCGUUGAAGAUUCUCACGGCGUUCUACCUGGACAAUGGUCGCUGUAAUACUAACUACAGCGCACAGUUCGCCCAGCAGUUACCCGGUGGAUUCAACGGAGACUUUGUUUGCGGCGAAAACCCCGUUGACUUGGUACCGGGCAUUUGUAGGGUGGAACCGGGAGGACCCAUCUCGAACUUCCGACGGGAUAACGUCGUUCCUUACGUGUAUGGAGUGAACACUCUGGGCGGAGAGUGUGGUGGAGCCGGAAACUUGUUUGUGGCCACUCGGGUAUCUUCCUACUACAGAUGGAUCGAAUCGAUUGUACUCAACAGGACGGAAAAGGUCGUGGAUAGUCGAUUUGAUGACGACGAGCGAGAUAACGAUGUCCAUCUGCACCCGGUGGUGAAUCGUGGAGACUUCCCCAGCGAAAGCCAUUUCGUAUCGUACAUUUUACCUGGAUUGAUAGCAUCAGAUAAACGAUUGAAGCCUUAUGGAAGCCAAUUCACGCCAGUGGCAACUGCAUCAAUACACCGUAGUCUUCGCAAUGAAAUCGACGAUGAUCCUGUGAAGCUUACAAUAUACGGUGCCCAGUUGGACGAACUUCCAUCCGGGUCGGAAAACAUUCUUCAAACGCUGCGAUCCAUUCCCAUUCAAAACAACUACCGUUCCUCAAGUGAUGUCCAGAUCAUAAAAUCAAUUGAACUCCCUGUUCGUCAACCGUACCACGAAUUCGUAAUUCAAAGACCGACUUUGACAUCGGCAUCAACCCUUCGCUACAAGCCAGUCAUUCCUCAACCUUACAUACCGCUGCAAACGAACUCCGUUCACUAUCAACGCCCAGCACCUCGGACAUUGCUUGUUAAUCCUUUGCUAUCAUCAUCGUCCAGAGUCGCACCAGCAUCGGAGUCGUUCAGCAUAGUGAAAUCGAUUGAACUCCAUCAGGAUGGCCAAUGUACCCUCAGUUCCGGUCAACCGGGAAGGUGUGUGCAUUAUAGUUACUGUAGCAUACCGGCGUCGUCAUAUUGCAGUACCCACCUUCUAACAGUUUGUUGUCCCUUGUGAGAUAGAGAAUGAAAUUCUCAUCUGUGCAUUUAUAAGUCGAAGUUAAGGUUGUGAAAUAUAAAUUAGGAAUAUAUCAACCAGAGAAUAAAUUGUUGAAACUGUUCGAAUGAAUAUUUCGUUCUUCUUCAU
This is a messenger RNA of Aedes albopictus (Asian tiger mosquito), 2384 nucleotides long. Its product is annotated as serine protease 53. Gene Ontology annotation, biological process: proteolysis. Bases 24 to 2255 code for a protein of 743 amino acids. The transcript is spliced from 7 exons. Lineage: Eukaryota; Metazoa; Arthropoda; Insecta; Diptera; Culicidae. The record is from RefSeq and is a predicted model, not a curated record. Gene Ontology annotation, molecular function: serine-type endopeptidase activity.